Messenger RNA from Acanthaster planci (crown-of-thorns starfish), 2690 nucleotides. RefSeq names its product myc protein-like. The record is from RefSeq and is a predicted model, not a curated record. Gene Ontology annotation, molecular function: protein dimerization activity; DNA-binding transcription factor activity. Gene Ontology annotation, biological process: regulation of DNA-templated transcription. Lineage: Eukaryota; Metazoa; Echinodermata; Asteroidea; Valvatida; Acanthasteridae.
GAUGGCGUUCGUUAUUCGCUUGUUUCAAUGAGAAUAAAUCCUACAUUUUUCGUGUGAACUGUUGUAUUUUGGAUGGCAUGUGUGGAAUGAUAGAUUUAAAUACCCGUGUGUUUCAUUCAUGAGCUUGCAAAGGAACGCCCCAUUUAAAACCCCGUGGGCCACCGGGUGACGGUCGUAGUAAUUGAAAUCGGCUGCUUCGUUAUAUUAGAGUUUACUCACACUUAUCUUUUUUAGCAAUGCUGCAGAUAUUUCCUUAUGUAGGGAAUUUAAAGUCUUGUCCCAGAUCGCAGCAAGCAUUUGUUCCGUUUUGUCGUAUUCGACAAUGGAGGAAGGGUUCAGCGAAACGACUUGUGAUUAACUUGAACCAUUGAGUCACCGGCACGGCAUAGUCACAGCUUACUUAACUUCUAAAAGAGAACGAUGGAUCUGCUAACUAUGGACAUAAAUUCCUGACAUUUUCUAGCUAUGCAGGGUUGGAGUAGUCUACGAGAACUGACGAGUGUUUUUCCAGUCGACCACUGUACUGGAUUUAUACAUCAGCUGAUUUCGGCAAUGGCAACUAUUGCAGCAUUUCGAUUUUGUGACCAUCGCGAUCACAAUUACCACCGUUGCUCGUCCGAGACUUCGGAAGUCAAUUCCUUGGACGACAGCGACUCGGUGGAUUCCUGCCUUGUGGGCCCAGACCAGGAGGAGGAGUUCUACGCCUCCAGCCUGACCCCGCCCACCCCCAGUGAGGAUAUCUGGAAGAAGUUUGAGCUGUAUCCAACCCCACCGCUCAGCCCUAGCCACCCCGAUGGGGCCAAAGAGGCCCCGGCUCCCACCAGAUCUCAGGAGGGUGAAGCUGACCUCCUCCAGGAAGUCACCAACAUCCUGAUGGAUGACGAUGACCUUCCCUGGAUGACCCGUACCUGUCACUUCUCCGAUCCUGUCUUCCGUGCCCCUUCCCCAGUCACCCCUCCGCUGAUUCAGGAUUGCAUGUGGAGCAGCAUCAUCGCCGAGGAGAGGCGCAAAUUCUUCUUGAAGACAGAGAAGAAAAGCGAGGAGAAAGCUAAGAAGGCGGUACCGUCCUCAAACUCUGGCCUGAUGCUGCCGCCUCUGGUGCCUGCUUCAGAGUACGGGUCCUCAGACUGUGUCGACCCCUCCGCCGUCUUCCCCUACCCACUCAGUGAGACGAGAUUGGAUUUAUUCAGCACAGGAACAAACACACCAUCAGAUUCUGAGGAAGAGAUUGAUGUUGUCACAGUUGAGAAGAAACUCACUAAUCACCGUCACCACCACCACAAGUCCCACACCACAAGGCCCUACCACAGACACCACACGGCCAAGCCGCGAGCACAUCCACCCCAGCAGCAGUCGAUCAACAUCACCUUGCUGGGCAAGCGAGGGCGCCCAUCCAACGCCACCAUCCUGUCCAUCCCCAUCAAGAAGCUCAAGACGGAAGGCAACCUGGAGGAGGUCAAGCAGAUGCUACAGAAGUCUAACCUAGUCCGCACGUCCUCAGCGGGGAACAGCCGAGUUAGCAGCCGCGGCAGCAGUCGGGGAAGCAGUCGGCCGUCCAGCCAGCCUGGCAGUCAUCCUUCCUCAGACUCGGAGGACACAGAGAAGAGGGCAUGCCACAAUGUACUGGAGAGGAAGAGGCGUGAAGACCUGCGGACGAGCUUCCUUCAUCUGCGGGACGAGGUUCCCGAGCUGAACUCGUCAGACCGUGCAGCCAAAGUCGUCAUUCUGAAGAAAGCAACCGACUAUGUUAUCAGCCUUCAAGAUACAGAAGAGAGUCUCAAGAUGGAGCUUGAGAGAGAGACUAGGAGGAAUCUUGACCUGAGGGAGCGACUGGAAGCUUUGUUGGCUCCCCACCCCGUGUAGACAAACCCUCCUUUCCCCUUCCUUGAACUUGGGACCAAGGACAAGUUGAGGGGCUUCUGGCAAAUGCAUCAAGUUUCCAGAGCUUCUUAUUCUUGGGCUGUUGAAGUGAAGACGUGACCGUUGGUAUCCUUGGAAUGAAUGUGAACAAACUGAGGACACGCUGAUAAACAGAAGUAGAGUUGGGGAGACUGAUGACAAGAUGAGAACUGCCUUGUUGUAACUGAGCAGCUGAUUGAAAGGAAGAACUUUGAACUGUUUGAGAACAGCGAUUCAUAAAAAUGUUUAUUUUUGUAAAUACGUUUUGCGAUUGGUUUGUAUUGGAAGAAUUGGUCGGUCGUUAUGAUUUACAGCCCUUGUACAUAAUGUAUCAAAGAAAAAAUACAGAUGUAUGUCUUGAUAUUUUAGUUCUUCUCAUAUUAAAUCUAAUUAUGUUUUGUAAUUCUUUUAUAUAUUUUUUAACAUGCACAUUUUACAAAAGUUAGAGCUUUGUGAGGAAAUGAAAGCUGUCGUGAAAGCCCAAGAAAGUGUUUCUUUUCUUUUCGUUUCCAUUGUUCACAGAUUGAGGUUUGGAUAAUGUGAGUAAACUUUACUGCCCUGAAAUUUUAUCUGGACUACCGAAGGUAGUGCUGUGCUUGAUUUUGAAACGAAAAGUACUCAAAUGUUGUACUUUGAAAUUGAGAUAAGCUCAAUUGUAGGUUUUUCUUUUGCCAGGGUUUUUUCACCAGCAUUUCACACUUGCCAACUGACUUGUGUGUGUGCAUGUUUUUUUUUGUGGUUUUUUUUUCUGUUGCUUUUCGUCCUAAAUUUUCAUCAAAAUUUCGGGGUUA